Drosophila persimilis is the source of this 1611-nucleotide messenger RNA. RefSeq names its product N-alpha-acetyltransferase 80 (gene Naa80). Bases 435 to 971 code for a protein of 178 amino acids. The record is from RefSeq and is a predicted model, not a curated record. Gene Ontology annotation, cellular component: cytoplasm. Gene Ontology annotation, molecular function: acetyl-CoA binding; N-acetyltransferase activity. The transcript has 3 exons. NCBI's taxonomy places the organism in Eukaryota, Metazoa, Arthropoda, Insecta, Diptera, Drosophilidae. Gene Ontology annotation, biological process: protein acetylation.
AUAUAUAAAUGAGUUUAAAAAUAAAAACAUUCCGUUUUAAAUCAAACUGAUAUUCAAUUUUCCGGGCGCGCAAAUUACUAUACGCGCCACACACACACACACACACACUUUUUGGUCAAACAGCUGGCUGACCGAGAAAAACACACAGUACCCGAUGUCGCUGCUGCUACAAAUACAAGCAAAUAAUAAGCACUCAUAUUAAAGUUUGUUUGCCGCUCACACGCUCUAUAAACGGUCAGAGAACUUGGCCCAUUUCAUCCUCAAUAUUGGGAACCAUAUCAGUUUGUUCUGUUCACUUCGUCGUGGCGCACGGGAGGAAUCAAAGACACAGCAGCGACGAGCUCUCGCAAUGAUUGUUGCACCCUUUCAUACCUUAAGCGGGCACAACGACAGUAGGUCCGGCCCAGCCCAGUCUCAUUGUCAGUUUCAGCGAUAUGCGCUACAUAAAACCGGAGCCGUAUUAUGAAGGGCUUCCACCGUUCAACGUUACUGGCAGCCCGUUCAAUGUGGUGCCCAUACACAACUAUCCGGAGCUGAUGAAGGACACCUGUGCUCUGAUCAAUGCCGAAUGGCCCAGAUCCGAGACGGCGCGAAUGAGGUCCUUGGAGGCUUCCUGCGACACAUUGCCAUGUAGUUUGGUCCUCACCACAGAGGGCAUGUGCCGGGUUAUAGCGCACCUCAAGCUCAGCCCGAUCACGGCCAAGAAGAAGGCCUGCUUUGUAGAGUCUGUUGUUGUAGACAAGAGCUACCGCGGCCAGGGAUUCGGAAAACUGAUCAUGAAGUUUGCCGAGGACUAUUGUCGAGUUGUGCUCGACCUGAAGACAAUAUAUCUAUCAACCAUCGAUCAGGAUGGCUUCUACGAACGCAUCGGCUAUGAAUAUUGUGCGCCCGUCUCCAUGUACGGGCCGCGUCACUGCGAGUUGCCCAGCUUACAAAAUGCCAAAAAGAAAUACAUGAAGAAGGUCUUAUAGACAUCAACGCCAGUAGUAGUAGUGAGAUUGGCUACGUUGAACAGUGCCGAGCAGGAACAGCAGCAGUCUGUGGCCGUUAACUAGUCAAAUUUGGUAAAAGGUUCACCUGCCAGCAGCUGUGCCGUAGUCUGAUCGCAUUUUACCAAUUUAGGGGAAUGUGCCACAAUGCCACACGCGCAUUGGUAGUUGCAGCAUAAGCUUUUGAUUCCAUUACACCGAUAAGCAAUAUUCAUUUCAUGAUACGCUUGUGUUGAUUUUUGAAUAAUACUUUCCGCGUGUAUUUUGUAAACUUUUUGGUUCUUUUUGUAUGACAAAAGUCAAACCGAUUUGUUUUGUUUUUAUUUUAGUAAUCCGUUUGUUUAAGGCAUGGUACUACAGAUGUUAUCCUAAUCCUAAAUGAGGUAUUUGUAUGUAAAAUAAGUUGUGUGAACUUCUGAUGAUGUGUUACUAGUGUUUGCUCAAGCGUGUGCAUAAUUGCUUUCUAGACGAAUAACUACCUGCCUAUGAUGAUAAUAAGCUAAGAAAAUAGCUCAAGUAUCUUCCAAACGAAACAUAGCAUAGAAACAUAUCGAAGCCCUAGCAUUAAGCACUCAACGAAGGCAAUAACUUAUAAUAAAGAUAUGUACGUAGAAAUUGUAAA